Messenger RNA from Tripterygium wilfordii, 1759 nucleotides. RefSeq names its product pentatricopeptide repeat-containing protein At1g60770-like. Gene Ontology annotation, molecular function: protein binding. Gene Ontology annotation, cellular component: mitochondrion. The transcript has 3 exons. Bases 42 to 1553 code for a protein of 503 amino acids. Lineage: Eukaryota; Viridiplantae; Streptophyta; Magnoliopsida; Celastrales; Celastraceae. The record is from RefSeq and is a predicted model, not a curated record.
UCGAUUUUUGAUUUUCCUUCAACGUUGAAAGAGCAUCGACCAUGGCAUUUCAACAGUUUGGGCGAACUAAGAGUGUGGCCAAGAGGUCCAAGAAGUACCUGGAAGAGGCGCUUUACGUGAGGCUCUACAAGGAUGGCAGCUCUGAAUUGAGCGUUCGCCAACAGUUGAAUCAGUUCAUCAAGAGCAACAAGCGAGUCUACAAAUGGGAAGUUGGAGACACUCUCAAGAAGCUUCGCCAUCGCGAACUAUACUACCCUGCUUUCAAGAUUCACCUUCCCAAAUUCCCACUCUUUCUCUCUGACUAUGUGUCUAAAAUGAGGGGCAUGAAUAAGACAGUCAGUGAUCAAGCCAUCCAUCUUGAUUUAGUUGCCAAAGCUCAAGGUAUUGAUGCUGCUGAAAGUUACUUCAUUGAUCUUCCUGAAACAUCAAAGAACCAUCUCACCUAUGGUGCCCUCUUCAACUGUUAUUGCAAGGAAUUAAUGACUGAAAAAGCAGAAGCUCUCAUGGAAAAAAUGAAAGAACUCAAUCUUGGUUUAACUUCCAUGCAUUAUAACAGUCUUAUGACCCUUUACACAAAAAUUGAUCAGCCGGAGAAGAUUCCUGCCAUCAUUCAAGAAAUGAGGUCUGAAUAUGUCAUGCCAGAUUCUUACACGUACAAUGUGUGGAUGAGGGCUCUUGCUGCUGUUAAUGAUAUUUCUGGGGUCGAACAAGUCAUUGAGGAGAUGAAGCGGGAUGGCCGAGUUGUUGGAGAGUUUGCUGCAGAUUGGACCACAUAUAGCAAUCUGGCGUCAAUUUAUGCUGAUGCUAGCUUAUUUGAAAAGGCAGAAAAUGCACUUAAGGAAUUGGAAAAGAAAAAUGCCCAUCAAGAUCUUUCUGUAUAUCAAUUCCUGAUAACCUUGUAUGGUUGUACUGGGAACUUGCUCGAAGUUUAUCGUAUAUGGCGUUCUUUGAGGCUGGCUUUUCGUAAAACUUCGAAUAUAAGCUAUCUAAAUAUGAUUCAGGCGUUGGUUAACUUGAAAGAUUUACCAGGUGCUGAAAAAUGCUUUAGGGAAUGGGAAUCUGGGUGUUCGACAUAUGAUAUUCGGAUUGCAAAUGUUCUAAUUGGAGCUUAUGCCCAAAAGGGUUUCCUAGAAAAGGCUGAAGAGAUGAAGGAAAGGGCACGCCGUAGAGGGGCAAAGUCGAAUGCUAAAACCUGGGAGCUCUUUUUAGAUUAUCAUUUGAAAGAUGGGAAUUUUAAAUUGGCAGUUGAUUGUAUUGCCAAUGCAAUAUCCACAGGCAGAGGGAAUGGUGGCAAAUGGGUCCCAUCACUUGGGGUUAUUAAGACCAUGAUGACACAUUUUGAGCAAGAAAAAGACGUUGAUGGGGCGGAAGGUUUCCUGGAGAUAUUGAAGAAGGCUGUUGAAAAUUUGGAUGCAGAGGUGUUUGAAUCUUUGAUAAGGACGUAUGCGGCUGCAGGAAGGACAAGCACUAUGAUGCAUCGCCGAUUGAAGACGGAGAAAGUGGAGGUCAAUGAGGCAAGUAAAAAGUUGCUUGAGGCAAUAUGUGUGGAGUGAGUGAGUUUACGUCUCCUUUGUCCUUCACUUUUUCAUAAUGUGUGUUCAUGUAUUAAGGUUUUGUUGACGUGGUUUUAAAGUUCUAGUUAUUUGAUUAAUAAAAUUCUCUGCCAACAUAGUAGAUGAACACAUAAUGAUGGGAAGAAUAGUUUAUUGUUUUGACUUGUCAACUGAAAUCACAUCUGUUAUUUAUUUUGGUUAUGUUG